Messenger RNA from Corticium candelabrum, 938 nucleotides. Its product is annotated as coatomer subunit delta-like. Bases 16 to 774 code for a protein of 252 amino acids. Gene Ontology annotation, biological process: endoplasmic reticulum to Golgi vesicle-mediated transport; Golgi localization; retrograde vesicle-mediated transport, Golgi to endoplasmic reticulum. The record is from RefSeq and is a predicted model, not a curated record. Gene Ontology annotation, cellular component: COPI vesicle coat. The transcript has 5 exons. NCBI's taxonomy places the organism in Eukaryota, Metazoa, Porifera, Homoscleromorpha, Homosclerophorida, Plakinidae.
AUUGUGUACGUUGUGAUGUCAUGUGUCUUUCUUAUUGCAAGUGUUUUGUAUUGCAGUGUUCAUAUUCGUAUAGAGGAGAAACUAACUUUAGAAGCAGGUCGUGAUGGUGGACUCAACAACUUGGAAAUACUGGGAAUUAUGCGACUGAGGAUUUCUGAUUCUGCAUAUGGUCGAAUCAGACUAUUAACACAAAACAAUGACUCAAGAGGAUUUCAAUUACAGACUCAUCCCAAUGUAGACAAGAAGAGAUUUUUUAGUGACUGUAUUGUUACUCUCAAACAAGAAGGAAAGGGUUUUCCCAUCAAUAAUGAUGUGGGAGUUGUUAAAUGGAGGCUACAAACAACAGAUGAUUCACAUAUUCCACUGAUGAUCAACUGUUGGCCCAGUGAAUCUAGUGGGAAGUGUGAGGUCAACAUAGAGUAUGAACUGCAGCAUGAUGACAUGGAACUGCAAGAUGUGCAGAUAACGAUCCCAAUUCCUGGUGGGGUUGGAGCUCCUACUGUUGCUAGUUGUGAUGGUGAAUACAAGCAUGAUAGCAAGAAGAACAUAUUGACAUGGAGUCUCCCUGUUAUUGAUGAAUCGAACAAGAAUGGAAGUAUGGAAUUUGCUAUUCCUGGACGUUCAGAUGACUUCUUCCCUGUUCACGUCUGUUUUUCGUCUCCAAGGAGCUACUGUGAUAUACAGGUGUCUGAAGUUCAGCUUAUUGAGAAUGAGAAGUCUGUCAGAUUUUCCAGUGAAACAUUUCUUCUUGUUGAGCAAUACAGUAUUGUGUGAUGAGAUGGUAUACAGUCACUUUAAAUAGAGCCGGUUUGGAGUCAAAACUGUAUGAUACAUUAAUUAAACAGUUGCUUAGAGUCAUUGUGGCUUUUUGUUUCUCUGACCAGUUGAGGUGGAUGGACUGUGUUUUCGAUAUAAAUGAAGUAACUAUUGGAAAGAAA